AUGUUGAAUAAUAAACACGUAGUAGAACACGAAGAAGAAGACGAAGAAGAAGAAGAAGAAGAACAAUGGAAUCAUAAAGGCUUAGAUAUAUUAAAUGUGAAAAAGAAUCUUUUUAUUAAUACUUGUCAAUCAUCAUCAAUUUUUUUCAUCAUAGUUAUUAUUACAAUUAUACCAAUUUCACAAGUAUUUGUUGGUUGGCAUUAUUCCGAUGCAUGUCCAAUCAAUCAAUCAAUUCCGUAUUAUUUAACUGUAGCAGGUAUUGUUGGUCUUGUUCUAGUUAUUCUAAUAUUUGUUUCCCAAUUAAUGGCUCGAACAUUUACAAGAAAAAUGUGUGAUAAUGUUAUUGAUAGAACAAAUCAAAAUCGAACAACAAUGCUUGUUGGCUGUGGAGUUUGUAGUAUUAUGUGUAUUAAUCUAUCACUUUUUAUAUUUUUACUUGGUUGGUCUAUUGCUGGAUGGAUAUGGGUCCUUGGAGUAUGGCACAGAGUGCAAUAUUAUCAUAUAACUGACAAUGAUUACUGCCAUCCAAUACUCUAUAAAUUUACUUUUUCGCUUCUUUUAUUAACAAUAUCUUUUCAAAUGGUUUUAUUUUGUUUUGUUUGUAGAAAAACAUGUGUUAGAAUAACGAAUGCUCGAAAAAAGGAAACAAUAACAAUAGAAGAAUUUUGA
Molecule: messenger RNA, 669 nt
Organism: Rotaria sp. Silwood2
Lineage: Eukaryota; Metazoa; Rotifera; Eurotatoria; Philodinida; Philodinidae
Source: the annotation of a GenBank genome assembly